Plasmodium gallinaceum is the source of this 1026-nucleotide messenger RNA. RefSeq names its product conserved Plasmodium protein, unknown function. NCBI's taxonomy places the organism in Eukaryota, Apicomplexa, Aconoidasida, Haemosporida, Plasmodiidae. Bases 1 to 1026 code for a protein of 341 amino acids. The record is from RefSeq and is a predicted model, not a curated record. The transcript is spliced from 7 exons.
AUGCUACAUUUAUUAAAAAAAAUAUAUAUCAUUUUCAGUAUUCUUUUUUUCUUUCAAUGGGAUGUAAUUAAUUCUCUUAAUUUUCAUUUUAAGGUUAGAGAAUACAACACAAAAAUAGUGAGUGAUUAUUUUUAUUUAAAUAAAAAAUUAUUUAAUAAUUAUUUAUUUUUAAAAACUUUUAAAAAAAAAAAAUUUUUAUUAAAAACAAAAAAAAUAAAAAGUACUAAUGAAAAUGAAGAGGAUAAUCUUGGGAUUGAAAUAGAAGAUCUUAUAAAGAACAUAGAGAAAGGCAAUUAUGGUGAGGAUUCUUUAAAACUGUAUAAAGAAAUUGAAAAUAAUAGUAAAUUAAAAGAGGAAGAAGAAAAAAAGAUAAUUGAAAAGUAUGAAAAAAAAAUGAAUAUUUACAAUGUAGAUGAUGUAAUUAAAAAUACAGAUGAUAAAUUAAAAAAAUGUGUCAGAAGUGCAUUUUCUAGUACAAGUAAAAGUGAAACAGAAGAUCCUUACAUAAAAAAAGAGCACAACAUUAUGAACAAAAUUGGUGAAACAUUUGAUGAAAUAAUAGAUGAUGAUUACCCGGAAGAAGAAUUAAAUAUUUCAAAUAUAUAUAAAAAAGUUAAUUCUACCAAAGAUAAUAAUUCAGAUAGUCCAUUUAAAAAUGCUGCUAAGACAUUAUUAAAGUAUAAAGGUUUGUUACGUAUGCCAUUUGAAAAAUGUCCUUUAUUAAAUAAUAGCUACUUUCAUUGGAGAGAAUCAAUGAAUUAUAUAGAAUGUUAUAUUCCUAUUUUUCAAGGAACUGUUAAUAAAGAUAUACUUUUUUAUUUUAAAAAUGAUUAUAUUAAGUUGGAAAUACUUAAAGGUAGUGAUAAAAUACUUUUAUUAGAUCAUAAGUUAUGUGGAAAAAUAAAUUAUGCUGAUACAUAUUGGGUUAUAACGAAUGAUUAUAUAGUUAAUGAAAAACACAUAAAUUUAAUUAUGCCUAAAUUAGGAAAUUAUCUUUAUAUAUGGGAAAAACUUUUACAAGAUUAA